Gadus chalcogrammus (walleye pollock) is the source of this 2765-nucleotide messenger RNA. It is a transcript of the gene prrt4a, whose product is annotated as proline rich transmembrane protein 4a. The coding region runs from base 1 to 2751 and encodes 916 amino acids. The transcript has 3 exons. The record is from RefSeq and is a predicted model, not a curated record. NCBI's taxonomy places the organism in Eukaryota, Metazoa, Chordata, Actinopteri, Gadiformes, Gadidae.
AUGUUCCACACUUCCACCAUGCUUCGGUUGGGUGCUACUCUCUACCUUCUCCUAUCCCUCAAUGCGGUUCCAUCGACGGCGGAAGACCUCCAGGAAACGCGAGAGACGGCGGAUACAGGGUCUCCCCGACACCUCUCAUCCACGUCCACACAUCCAGAGCCUGGCCUUCCCGCUGACGCCCGGCCAGACCCUGUGUUCCUAACCUCUGGAGAGAUUGACCCGGUCCACCCCUUGGUGGUGCACCUCCCUCGGCAUUCGAUGCCCUCCGAGGACGCCGACGGACAUGCAGCGUUUGGGGAAUACGAGGACACGCACGACAGCGCUGAGGGGAUUUCUCCCUCAAACAGUGGGCUGGAGGAGGCCAGUGGCGGGGGGGCUGAAGACAAUGAGCCCCCUGCUAGGCCCCACGAGAGCACCGAGGUCCAGCCGCUGUGGUCCGUUCCUCGGCCCGGCUCAGGGACGACACACACCUCAGCCGUGGACCUGGCCCCUGCGACGCAGGACAGAGGGAGAGUGGACCAGUCGGUCUCUGCACAGGACGGGCCCGUGGACAGCCAGAAGACCGAGCCAACGACCAAUGAGGACGGUUUAACAGGAUGCCCGUUAGAUAGAGGGAACAACAGCAGGCCACAGAAGGUGGAAGAUUCCCUUGAUGAAGACCAGGACUCGGACAUCAGUGCUACACUGCCUCAUCCAGAUUGUAACAGUGACCCUACAGAUGAGUCAAUGCCAGAAACCAGAAACCAAUCCUGCACUCCUGUUUACCCAGAAGACUUCAAAUCGGACAAAUCCCCGAAUCCCUUUCAUUUUCCUAGCCCGCCGUUUCUCAUCCCUCUGUACUCUGAUUGGAAUUCUGCCAUGGCUACGUGGGGCGUGGCUUGGGAAGCACACAUCUACGGUGUGGGAUCAAUCUUCGCCAUGUCCGGCUUCAUAUCCGUCGUGUGUUUGUUGGGUUUACCCCUGCGUUGUCCCAUGGGAAGCCCCUAUUUCACUUUGCUGCAUCUGCUCCUCCUGGCAUUCGGAGGGAUCCGGGCUUUCUCUCUGCUCUACGACGCCUACAGUCACCAGGAGCGCCUCCCUCCCCUGGCCUCCCUCCUCCUCUCUGAGCUCUCCUUCCCCUGCCUGGCCUCAGCCUUCUCCCUGGCCUUCAUCCUCCUCUCCCUGCGCUCGCGCAUGCACUCGUCUCUCCGUCGAUCUCUCAGCCCCGUCUCCUGCCCGCUCUCCCCCUCGCCCUGCCUGCUCCUGUGUCUGUCCUUCUUCCAUGGGAUGGUCUCGCUGGGCUGUGUGGGUCUCCUCCAGCUCCUUCCCUCCUUCCCUGCCCUGCUCCUCCUACCCCGAGGCCUGUUCGUGUGCCUCUCUGUCCUGCUCCCGUUCUCCUACCUCAUCUUCUACUGCUUGGCCCGAGCCCAAACCAAACACAUCUUCCGACUGGGUGACAACGCAGAGGGAGGGGGUUCCCCGGAGGUCCUGCGGCCUACAAAGUGCCCGUUUGCUGAGGUGGAAGACUGGGCCAGGGCGGCUGGUGUCGGCAUAGCGGCGUCACUGUGUCUGCUGGCUUGCGGAGGUCUUCAGCUCUAUGGCCUCCUGCACUACCUGGGCCUGGGAGGAGUGGGCUCCUAUGUCUUCGAGGCCUGGCCCUGGUGGAGCUACCAGCUGAGCUGCCGGCUGUGUGAGGUGGCCGUGUGUCUGGGCCUGGCUCUCAUCGGUGCAUACCCGCUGUUCUGUGGCACCCGCUCUCCCGUCAAGUCGAAGGCUCCACUUCGGCCGGGAUCGUGGUCCCAGCUGCCGAGCGACUCCCCUUCAGGCGGCCCAGCCGUCCUGGCGUCUCUGGGAGAAGGCAAGUCCGUCGCCCUCUCCCCUCACUUCCUCUGGUCCCAGGGUACGCAGGAAAAGCUAGUGGUGUGUGAGAUUACCUCCAAUGGGCAGUCCGAGGCCCUGCCACUCUGCCCACUCGUGGACCCUUUAAGUAGAAUCAGCACCUUGGAAUCUACAUCUGUGCUGCCGCGACCUGCAGCCCCGUCACCCCCACGCAGAACACAAGCUGCCGAUUACAAGUUGUCCUCCCUGGAUAGUCUCGGCCUGGACGCUGACUCUACGGGGGACCUGCGUCCUCCUUCUCCCAUAGACUUGUCUCGCAGCAUUGACCAGGCCUUAUUCAGCGACGCCCUGUUCUCCCGCAGUAUAUUUGGACCUCCAAGGCUACCCAAUGCCUCCUCCAGCCUGUCCUUAAACUCUCCUGUUAAACCACCGCUAGGCUACAGCUAUGAAGACAGUGGCCUUUACCGUACAACUUCCUGUGGUGACGCGGAUCACGAGAGUCCUCUAUCUAAGUCGCAGCUACCUGACACUCCGUCGCAUCAAAACAUGCCCUCAACAUUGCCGGAGCCAUUGAAUCGGACGGGAAGUACCCCUGGUGCUUUCGACCAGGCUUCCAUAGGGGGUUCGUCCCAGGGUCUGUGCAGCGACCCCGGGAAAACCAGGAAGACGCGGGCCUAUCCCUGGGCUAACAGAGGCCACAGCUUCGCCCAUGGCACCCUCCCCAGGGCCAUCCCCCAGCUGCACUAUCACAGGCGGUACCGGACGCUGAGCCUGGCCUCCCAGGGCAGCUGUGGAUCCGGCCGUCUGUUAGGGACUGAGCACCUCAGCAAGAGCCAACAGCUGGAGCGAGAUCUGGAAGUACAGGCGGAAUUUGUCCAUGUCUGCAGACAGAUUGAUUCUCAGAGUGUGUGCAGCGACACCAUUGAACUGUGAAGGUCAGCUUUAGG